UAACGAAGCUGCCGCUGCCGACAAACCAGCAUCUACCCCCCGGGUGGCCGAUGUGCAAACGCGGUGUGAACGCGAGGCAGCGUCCGUGCAACGAGCAGCGUUGAUCCGAGGCCCGGCCCGACCCGCCUCCCUCCCGCGCAUCCGUCAAUGGGAGCUCGGUAGCCUGCUAACUCCACCACGACGACGACCAUGAUGAUGAUGAUGCAUCAGUGGAUUUAUCCCGGUGUCUCCGACUGAGAUGGAGCCAGCGACGUCCGAGCGGAGCUGCCUGCUAGCUAGCUAGCGAGCUAACGGUGCUCGCCCCCCCAGCGGCCCCGGAUAACGUUAGCCUAAAUGGGUGCAACCGCGGUCUCGCCGUACGGGGUUUGCUGCAACAUCGACGGACGUUUUCCGGCGCUGUCCCCGGGUUCGAUCGAGAGGAGAGGGACUAUGUCGACCUAGCGAGAACCCGCUAACCGAACCGUUCCAGGAUAGCCACACGUGAUCCGGUUGAUCUCGCUCCCUCCGGCAAUUACCUUCAUCCCCGGCCGCCCUUGGAUGCUUCAGUGACGUUACGCUGACGGUGUGUUUCAGGAUGGCACAGCUCUUGGACGGGGCCGGCAAACUGGGCUGGGUUCUCCUCACGGCUGCGCUCCGGUUCGUGUUCAUGGUCCUCAACAACUGCGUGGCCAUCCCGUCCUACUGCCUGUACCUGCUGCUGCUCCAGCCGCUCAGAAUAUGGGACCGCUCCAUGUUCUGGCACAUCGAGGGGCUCAUGUUCAAGUGGAUGCUGGCCAUGGUGUCCUCGUGGGGCUGGAUCGCGGGCUACACAGUAACAGAGUGGGGCGACGACGUGCGGCCCAUUACAGAAGAGGAAGCUAUGGUCAUCGUCAACCACCAGUCCACAGGGGACGUGUGCACCCUCAUGAUGUGCCUGCAGGACAAGGGCACGGUGGUACAAAAAAUGAUGUGGUUGAUGGACCAUGUGUUUAAAUACACCAACUUUGGCCUGGUUUCCUUGAUCCAUGGGGACUUCUUCAUCAGACAGGGUAAAGCCUACAGAGACAAGCAGCUGAUCUACCUGAAGGAUCACCUAGACCAAUAUUACCACAGCCGCGACAGGAAGUGGAUAGUGCUGUUCCCAGAGGGCGGCUUCCUGCGCAAGCGGCGGGAAACCAGCCAGUUAUUUGCCAAGAAGCACUCGCUCCCCCACCUGAACCACGUCACGUUGCCUCGCCUCGGGGCCACGCAGGUUAUCCUGAAAACCCUCUCCGCCCAGCAAGAGAAUGGCAGCGUGGGCAUCGAGGCUGUGACCGCCAACCAGAUAGGUAACAAGCGUCGAGGCCUGCAGUGGGUAAUAGAUGUGACCAUAGCGUACCCUAAAGCAAGACCCAUGGACAUCCAGACCUGGAUCUUUGGCUACAGGUCUCCUACAGUCACACAUGUACAUUACAGGAUGUACCCGAUAAAAGAGGUUCCCGUGGAGGCAGAGGCCCUGACUGACUGGCUCUAUCAGAGAUUUGUGGAGAAAGAAGCGUUGCUGACCUACUUCUACGACAAAGGAUCCUUCCCGACUCUGGACGGACACAAGGUGGCAGUCUCCCGGGACAUGACCCUGGACCCCGUGUGGCUGUGCAUCAUCCAGUCGUUUGCGUUUGCCUCGGGCUACAUGUGGUACAGCGUCUUCCUGUACCUCUACUGCUGUUUAUUCUGAGUGCGCUGAUGAGCUGAGAGUCUUAAUCGGACCAAUGGAAAAGCCUCAGGAUCGUUUGGUGUGUGGCCCAGCGUCGCGCUCGCCCCCUACGAUGGAUGAAUGUACAUUUCCAACAGCGGAGCGACUUACCAGGAAACAAUAAGCAUAUGAAGUACACACACACUCACACACACACAGAUUAAAGAAACCCAUACAGUAUGAAACAGGUCACUGGCAUAGUUAACGAACACACAACCCUAACGCCACACACACACUCGCCCCUGCGGCCUCGCAGAAUAAUCUCUCACACUCGUCACAACUCACAUUUUGAUGUUUACACGUAGACGCUGACACGGACAUGACUUUUUAUUCAGAGUUAACGAAACGAGGCUCAGGACUCCUCCAGAAGACGCUCUGGACCAGACUCUCUCUCUCUCUCCAGCCCCCCCCCUCCCAGGCUUUAGCCGUGGUAGUUUUACAGAGUGUAAAUUGUGUGUAUGGACGCGUGCGUGUGUGUGAGUGAAUACAUGUGAUUUAGAAGCGUAAUGUCUGCCCUUAUUCUUCCUCCUGGCAAGAGUUGAUGAAGCCCACUGGACGUCUCUUGCCGCACCUUUCCGGAGCGAGCGGCUGUUUGAACUUUGAGGCUGCGCCGCCGGCCGCUCCUCUGGCCUUCAUUGCACUAAGGAAUCCAUACUGCCCUGACUGCUCCCUGCCCCAGGAAGACGCUCCUGAACGGUAGCUGUGGAUGUUUUGUUGUCGUUUGUUUUCUUCCCUUUAAAACCCGCAUAUCACCACAGCUACAGCCAUCGUUACUUGUUUUCUCUUUUUUUUUGUCAUCGCGACUUCUUUUUCCUGUGUCCGCCUGUUUGUGGAGGCAGUAUUCUGAGCUCACUGAGAAAAGGGAGGGGGGGGGGGAUCAUGUUUACACUGGCGGCCCUGCUGAAAGCCUAAAGAGACGGUGGCUAUGAUGCAGCGCUUGAUUUAAGGAUCUUUUCUUCCUGUUUCGUAUGUGAAGGGAGGAUGAGGAAGGCCAUCUCGAAAACAAAACAAACAGACAAAGAAAAAAAAAAAACCUGGUUGCAAGGAUUGCGAUCUGAUCACCUACAGACUAACUCCCUCUUCGGUGGAUUCUCUUUUUCACCCUCUGCUCUCCGACACACACACACACACACACUGUCAGACU
Molecule: messenger RNA, 2855 nt
Organism: Pleuronectes platessa (European plaice)
Lineage: Eukaryota; Metazoa; Chordata; Actinopteri; Pleuronectiformes; Pleuronectidae
Gene: lpgat1
Product: lysophosphatidylglycerol acyltransferase 1
Exons: 8
Coding region: 575-1693 (372 amino acids)
Cellular component (GO): endomembrane system
Molecular function (GO): acyltransferase activity
Source: RefSeq, a predicted model, not a curated record